Molecule: messenger RNA, 846 nt
Organism: Dreissena polymorpha
Lineage: Eukaryota; Metazoa; Mollusca; Bivalvia; Myida; Dreissenidae
Product: MORN repeat-containing protein 3-like
Exons: 5
Coding region: 1-846 (281 amino acids)
Source: RefSeq, a predicted model, not a curated record
AUGCCGAUGCUUAAGGAACCAAAGGAGAAACAGCCUUUGUGGAAAAAAAACGACUGCAAGGCUCAAAAGAAAGGAAUUCGACAUUCAGUUUAUUCUGUAAAUGGAGACCAAUACACAGGGGAAUGGUUAAAUAAUUUAAAAGACGCUAAGGGUACAUAUAAAUCGAAGGAAACUGGUGCAAUAUAUGACGGUGACUGGAAAAAAGGCAAUAGAAAUGGAUUUGGCACAUACAACAGACCAGACCCAAGAAAGAAAGGACAGUUUGUGAAAGAAUAUUCUGGAGGAUGGAAAAAUGACAUGAGACAUGGCUAUGAAACCAAUUUCUUUAACGAUGAAGAGUAUAAUGAAGGCGAGUGGUAUGCUGACAAAAGAAGUGGCUGGGGACGAAUGCAAUUUAAAGACGGAACUAUUUAUGAGGGGGAAUGGUACGAUGACCAGCGGAAGCUAAUUACUUUUACAAAUGAGAACAGAUACGAAUGUUCCUGGCGCAAUAACAAGAGGAAUGGUCCAGGAAAAUUUUACUAUUUGACCCAUGGACAGCUCUAUGAGGGUGUGUGGGUCGACGAUAUGGCAAAGUGUGGCACUAUGAAAGACUUUGAAAGAAAAAAUGCCCCGGCACCAACUCAGUACCCCUUUUCCAAAGAUCUGCCUGCAUGGGUGCGCAAAUGCCGUCUUAAACUGCUUGGAUGUGUAAACGCCUUUCCGCACGUCUGGCACAGCAUAUCUGAAGACAAUCACAUUAACCACAGGUACAGUACAGCUCACGCAAAACCAACAAAGUCCGCGGCUAUGCCGCGGACAGAUUCUUCUGUUAACGUAUUUUCGCCGCGUAUUUACUCGGCAUGA